This is a messenger RNA of Saprolegnia parasitica CBS 223.65, 1517 nucleotides long. RefSeq lists its product as hypothetical. The coding region runs from base 20 to 1471 and encodes 483 amino acids. Gene Ontology annotation, cellular component: nucleus; replication fork protection complex. Lineage: Eukaryota; Oomycota; Saprolegniomycetes; Saprolegniales; Saprolegniaceae. The transcript has 7 exons. Gene Ontology annotation, biological process: DNA replication; DNA replication initiation. The record is from RefSeq and is a predicted model, not a curated record. Gene Ontology annotation, molecular function: single-stranded DNA binding; DNA replication origin binding.
CGGCAGCGAGCUUUGCACGAUGGCCGACGAGAAGUGGAACUGGGCCGAGCUCAUCAAGAUCAAGAGCGAGCCAUCGGCUGCGAGCGUCGUGUCGAGCGUGCCCGAUGUCCCAUUUCGCGAGAGCGCGCCGCCGCGGCGCAAGGCCAAGCCCGCCAAGACGCCCGCGCCGUACACCAACAUCUCGCAGCCGCAGCCGCUCGCGACGAUCGGUCUCACGGCCGAGCUCGAGAGCAACAAGUUUGGCUUUACGCAAACCAAAGCGGCGCCGUCGGACCUCGACAUGUCGUCGGCCGAAGAGUUUUCCCAGCUGCGCGUGCGCGACCGCGUCAUCUCGGCGGACGACAUGCGCGCCAACAUGGAGGGCCGGACGAACGUGCGCCUCGCGGAGCUCGAGUCCAAGCACUUGAGCCGCCUCGAGAACGAAGAUAUCGACUGGGUCACGAUCGGCGUCGUUACGAGCGCCAGCCACCUCACGGCGCCGGACGGUAAAAAGUACGUCGUCUGGACCAUCUCGGACCUCGACAACUGCAUUGUGAGUCUCUUCCUCUACAACGAUGCGUACGAAGCGCAUUGGAAGGGCAGCACGGGACGGCUCGUGGCCGUCAUCAACCCGGUCGUGCUUCCGGCGCGCGAAAGCGGCAAGUUUGCGCUCAAGGUGUCCGACGGCCACGACGUGGCCAUGAUUGGCACCUCUCUGGACUUUGGCUACUGCCAGAGCUACACCCUUGGCGGCCGGCAAUGCAAAAUCGCCGUCAACAUGGCCAAGUCGCGCUACUGCGUCAUUCAUUUGGCCCAGCGCCUCAAAGACGCGGGCAAAGGUCGGCAAGAGCUCAAUUCGGCGCAGACCUUUCGAAAUGACGUGUUCAAGGACGGCGACGGUGUCCGCAACCUCUCGUCCGGCUCGUACGCACCCGAACGUGCGGCCAAGAAGGCGGCGCCCAAGCGCAAGGCAGCUACGCAUCGGCUCACGUCGUCGACGCCGCCGGCCACAAUGGUCUCGGCAACCGGUGACGUGGCCAUGCACGUCCACAAGAAGCACAAGUUGACGACGCCUUCGGUCGCCAAUUUCAAGCCGUCGACGAUCGACGAUCUCAAAGCGUCGCUGGCCCAACCACCAGCGAAAGGCUCGUCGAUGGCGCAAAAGUCGAUUGUGGCCAAGAUGCUUGGCAUUGGUGCCAAGCGCAAGAAUGCCAACCUCAUGCAGUUCAUGACGCAGCACCAGUCCUCGACGCCAACGACAACGUCGUCGUCGUCGUCGCGCCCGGCCGUGCCGCCAUCGCCCCUUGCAACAUUGCCCCGCCGCGUCUCGGUGCCAUCGGGUCGCCCGGCGUCCGUACCGCGACAAGUGUCGGCGCCGCUCACCGGACGAUCGGCCAACGUCGCUUCGCUGCGCGCCACGGGCAUGGUGGCCAUGGACUUUGAUGCACCCGGCGUCCCGUCUAUUCUGCAAGCCAAGUCCCGUCCUCGCUAAACGACCGCUAUGACCGAUGUACUAAAUACUCCUCUUCAUGUAUCAA